Exophiala dermatitidis NIH/UT8656 is the source of this 1779-nucleotide messenger RNA. Its product is annotated as regulatory protein SWI5. Gene Ontology annotation, molecular function: DNA-binding transcription factor activity, RNA polymerase II-specific; RNA polymerase II cis-regulatory region sequence-specific DNA binding. Bases 1 to 1779 code for a protein of 592 amino acids. Gene Ontology annotation, cellular component: nucleus. Gene Ontology annotation, biological process: regulation of transcription by RNA polymerase II. The record is from RefSeq and is a predicted model, not a curated record. The transcript has 2 exons. Lineage: Eukaryota; Fungi; Ascomycota; Eurotiomycetes; Chaetothyriales; Herpotrichiellaceae.
AUGCACCAGAACGCCCAGGGCAUUGAUUACUCACAUUCACACCAAUACUUCUCCGACCUGAACAUGUCAAUGCAGCAUAUAAUCCCUAAUAUGGGACUGAUGGAUGAGAACAAUCCACAGUAUCUUCACGCUGCUCACAUGGUUCAUUCCCAUGCCGACAGUGAAAUCUCACUAGACGCUCGGAGAAUGUCGCAACCUGAUCUGCGAGUGCAGACUUCGUUGCGACCUCACACACCUUCACACCAAAUCCAGACUGCACAAUUUCCUCUCACACCACCCUUCAGCCAGCACACUCCAGCAAUGCAAUACUCACGGUCACUCCAACCAUCCCCUGCAUUGCAGUCGCCGUACCCAAUACCGGUGACGCGAGGACAAUCUCUUCGGGGGAUUAUCGAGAACGAGGAAUUCAAACAAGACUACAUGACAACGCCUACCAAUGCCUCGUUCGAGAUAGCCGAUAUGCCUGUGCCUGAGUCUCGCCGUCAGGCUCGAACACCGCCAUCACGACAACAAAUGGAACCGGUGAAAGUGAAAUCGGAAGCGACAUCAGUAGAAGACGACCGUGCAUAUGACCAAGACUCCGGAUGUCAUGCUGCAAAGCUCUCAGAGCAGGAUGUUCCAGUCCUAAGCUCUGGACACGCUCCGGCUGGCAGCACCUCCCCAGGAAGACCGGCUCUUUCGCCUCGUCGUAUGUCGAUAUCGGACCUCCACCUCGAGCCUGGCAUUGAGGCUUCCAUUGAAGAGACCAACAUCACUCUAGAUGACAUUGCCCAAUUCAUUGAAGGACCAGACCCUUCAGACAACAAGUGGGUUUGCAAGUAUGACGGUUGCAAUAAAAGAUUUGGACGAAAAGAGAACAUCAAGUCACAUGUGCAGACCCACCUCGGCGACCGACAAUUUCGAUGUGGCCAUUGCAACAAAUGCUUCGUCCGAGGCCAUGACCUGAAACGCCACGCCAAGAUCCACACUGGUACCAAGCCAUACCCUUGCCUCUGUGGCAACUCAUUCGCUCGUCAUGACGCCCUGACAAGGCAUCGGCAACGAGGAAUGUGCAUUGGCGCCUUUGAUGGUGUGGUCAAGAAAGUAAUCAAACGGGGCAGGCCCAGGAAACACCGGCCAGAAAUGGAUGAACGCCUUGACAAGGCGAACCGAACCCGACAGAAGACCAGUGAAGCCCAUGACCAGUACACAUCCUCUGCAUCAAGCUGCUCCAUCUCGAGCUGGGGGUCUCCACCAACUGAGAACAUGGACAACUUGAGCAUCAGAGGCGCAUCGCCCAUUGAGAGCAUGGCUUUGUUCGGCAUGCCACAACAAGCCGGUCUAGGCAUGGACCAGAUGAUGGGCUUCCCUCCUGACACCUUCUCCUUCACGCCGCCGGCUAGCCCAGGAUACUCCACGGGCAACAAGCCCAGUCCCUCGUACAGAGAGCUAACGCCGGCAGACCUAGGCGACAUCCCGGAGCUCCAACCCAACGGUGACUCGCAACUUCUGCCCGACCUCCCCACAAUGGAGCAGGGCUUGCCAAUGCUGAGCAACGGCAACGAUUACCCUGGUCAAAGUCUCCCCGAGCUGACCCAUUCAAGCUCCUCACCAGCGGCCGAUGUGGUCGCCUUUGACUUCUCCAGCCUGCCCACCAACUCCUCAAUCAGCAUGCUGUCCCAGGGUUCGCAGCUUCCACUAAAGCUGAACCCGGAGAGGAACGAGUUCGACACCUUCCUCGACUACGGCGGCAUGGAGAUGGGCUUGGACGCCUCGACCCAGGAUUUCUUCGCCAUGUGA